UUUUGCAGGAGCUAUUUUUUAAAAAAGCAACACUGUAUUGCUAAAUUCUGCGCUGAGAUUUUGCUGGCAUUACUUUCUGACGUUUUGAAUGCAUCUGUCAAAAAUACUGCUGGUAGACGACGCCGGCAAUCGUUUACACAUAAAAUAUUUUAUUUAAUUUAAAAUAAUUCAACAAAGUGUAAAAAUAACAGCUGCGAAAUGUCCUUCAAAGGCAAUACGAAGGUCCAAAAGGUGAUGGUCCAACCCAUCAAUCUAAUAUUUCGUUAUCUGCAGAAUCGUUCGCGCGUACAAGUAUGGCUAUAUGAAAACGUUUCGCUACGCAUCGAGGGACACAUUGUUGGAUUUGAUGAAUACAUGAAUCUGGUGCUGGAUGAUGCCGAAGAAGUGUGGGUGAAGACACGUACACGCAAGAAUCUUGGACGCAUCAUGCUGAAGGGUGAUAAUAUAACAUUGAUACAGAAUGUAAGCCCGUCGAAAGACUAAGCAGCGCAGCAAAUGUGAGGUUAUGUGCCACUCUAACCGAAAGAGCGCGAUUCUGGGGAAAGUGGCGUUUCCAAAUGUGGAAGAGCUAGACUUUAAGAUUAUGCAUAAAAUUAAACUAAUACCGUAAACUCAUUACUAUAUAUACUUUGACUGUAUGCGAAAUGUGUAUUUUCUAUAAUGCACCAAUAAGACCUCAGGUGGAUAAACAAAUGCAUGGAACCACAACACUAAAAAUAAGUUAGUUUAUAAACGAAUUGUAAUUGAAUUUAGCUUUCUUCUAAUUCAAAUGAAUGUAAAAAAAUAAAAGUGAGUUGUAUAAAAUGAAAAAA
This is a messenger RNA of Bactrocera oleae (olive fruit fly), 812 nucleotides long. It is a transcript of the gene SmE, whose product is annotated as Small ribonucleoprotein particle protein SmE. Gene Ontology annotation, biological process: mRNA splicing, via spliceosome; spliceosomal snRNP assembly. The record is from RefSeq and is a predicted model, not a curated record. Gene Ontology annotation, molecular function: RNA binding. Lineage: Eukaryota; Metazoa; Arthropoda; Insecta; Diptera; Tephritidae. Gene Ontology annotation, cellular component: U1 snRNP; U5 snRNP; pICln-Sm protein complex.